This is a messenger RNA of Striga hermonthica, 1812 nucleotides long. The record is from the annotation of a GenBank genome assembly. NCBI's taxonomy places the organism in Eukaryota, Viridiplantae, Streptophyta, Magnoliopsida, Lamiales, Orobanchaceae.
AUGUCUUCGCCAAUAGUUGAACUCUGGGCAGAGAUAGUUGAAGAGGAGGAACAAAAUGAAGCCCCCGAGCCCGAAAUUGCUGUAGUUUAUCAGAGGCGAAAGACCUGUGUUAACCCUCAGGAAAACGUCUCGAGGAGGCAAUCGAGCUCAAGUAGUGGGAAUGUAUGUAGGAAGAGUAUUGCGCCUGUGAAACGGGUCAGUUGGAACCGGUCCCUUUCUACCAGAGGAAGAAUAAGUAUUGCUGUCACAACAUAUGCGGAUCAACAACCACAACAAAGGAAGAGUAGAAGAAAUGUUAAACCGCCUCUUCCAAGAGGGAAAGCUGUACAACCUCCCAAUUAUGAUAAAGAAAGAGCAUAUUUUCAAGAGGUUGAUGCCUUCGAAUUGCUAGAAGAAAGCCCCUCUCCAAAGAAACCUGGCACUUGGACCAUGGGCAACCAAGUUGACAAUGUUGUAAUACCACAUUUAUCUUCUGUAUUACACAAAUGGUUGAUCUCCAGGAAACUCAACCACGCAUAUUCAUUCCCUGGAUCGCUGUCCAAGAUAUUAGAGACUCCAGUAUUAUCCGAGGAUCGUAUUUGCCGUCCUGAUAGCCUCUCCGGAGAAACACCCGGAAAAGACUCUGUGGGAGUUCAUUCAUGUUUGUAUUCAAUUCAGGAAAGACUCGAGUCAAGCUUGAAUGAUAAACAACUCUCUUCAAUGCCUAUUACGGAAGAGUGUGAGGACAUUGAAGCUGCAGUUCGUAAACUCUCCUUGAGAUCAUCAGGGUCUUCAUCAUCACUGGAGGGCUGGAAUUCUUUUUCAGCUCUUUUAACUGCCUGUGGGCAGUCAGUCCCUUCUACAUUAACUGAUAUAUUAUCGGGUUACUGUGGUCAAGAGACUAUAACCAAGGUUGGUGAAGGAACGUAUGGAGAAGCUUUUAAGGUUGGGAAUAAUGUGUGCAAAAUUGUUCCAUUUGGUGGAGAUUUCAGGGUGAACGGAGAAGUACAGAAGAAAUCAGAAGAAUUAUUGGAGGAAGUUGUUCUUUCAUGCACUCUCAAUCACCUGAGGGGGAACAAGAGUGAUGUACUGAAUGCCUGCACUACAUUCAUACAAACAGUAGAUUUGAGGGUCUGCAAAGGGUUAUAUGACUCUGCUUUAAUAAGUGCAUGGGAAGACUGGGACGGGAAACAUGGUUCAGAAAAUGAUCAUCCAAAGGAUUUUCCAGCAGAUCAGUGUUAUGUUGUUUUUGUUCAAGAACAUGGUGGGCGAGAUCUCGAAAGUUUUGUUCUAUUGAAUUUUGAUGAAGCACGAAGUUUGUUAGUUCAGGUCACUUUAGCAUUGGCUGUAGCAGAGGCGGCAUAUGAAUUUGAACACCGAGAUUUGCACUGGGGGAACAUUCUUUUAAGUCGAAAAGAUUCUGGUAGUUUGCAAUUCAUUCUUGAGGGGAGAAAGUUACACAUCAGAACUUUUGGGUUGGUCGUAUCCAUAAUUGAUUUUACCCUCUCAAGGAUUAAUACAGGUGAAGAUAUACUCUUUCUGGACCUCUCGUUAGACCCAGAACUCUUUGAGGGUCCUAAAGGCGAUAAACAAGCAGAUACUUACAGGAAGAUGAGGGAUGUCACUGAUGAAUGCUGGGAAGUAAGUUUCCCCAAGACAAAUGUGUUGUGGCUCCAGUAUUUGGUCGACAUUCUGCUCUUGAAGAAAUCCUAUGAAAGAACCUCCAAGGAUGAACGAGAUUUACGUUCUUUCAAGAAGCGCUUAAAUAGCUAUGGUUCUGCCAAAGAGUGCGCCUCGGAUCCGUUCUUCAAUGACCUAUUGAUAGUCGGAUAA